Scomber scombrus (Atlantic mackerel) is the source of this 1752-nucleotide messenger RNA. Its product is annotated as probable gluconokinase. The transcript has 6 exons. The record is from RefSeq and is a predicted model, not a curated record. Gene Ontology annotation, cellular component: cytoplasm. NCBI's taxonomy places the organism in Eukaryota, Metazoa, Chordata, Actinopteri, Scombriformes, Scombridae. The coding region runs from base 246 to 821 and encodes 191 amino acids. Gene Ontology annotation, molecular function: gluconokinase activity.
UGGUCCAAGCCGAUCCGAGUCCUUGAAGCAGGAGGAUCCGGCUUUCAUGGGAUUGUAUUGCCUCUUUAGAGGUUUCAUGAGCCUCUGAUUCAGCAGAAACACCUGACACACUCACUGGAUUCUGCUCAAUGCUUCACAUUAUAUUUUCCUGUGAGAAGAUGCGAGGGGAGAGCAGGUUUAGCUAAAAUAAGAUAACAGGAGCUGACCUCUAGACGUCUGCAGAUCCACCUGUUUGUUUGAGCAGGAUGAUCUACAUCAUCAUGGGAGUCUCAGGUUGUGGAAAAAGCACCUUAGGGGCUUUCCUAUCAGAAAAGUUGGGGUGGCCCCUGCAUGAAGGAGACAACUUCCACCCGCAGGCCAACAUUGAGAAGAUGGCUCGUGGUGAAGCACUAACAGACCAGGACAGAAUGCCUUGGCUUCUCACACUGCAUGAAGUCAUCGAGAGAGAAAGGUGCUCGGGCUCUGAUGCUUUUGUGGUGUGCUCCGCCCUGAAGCGCUUCUACAGACAGAUCCUGCUCUAUGGUUCCAGAGCCCUCACCUCCUCUUCCAGUCUAGACCAAGAAAUCCCACUUUCCACCCCUCCUGAUAUCUUUUUUCUCUUCCUAUAUGGUGACUACGAUCUCAUUCAUCAGAGGAUGGUGGCCCGCAAAGGACAUUACAUGAAAGCAGACAUGCUACGUUCCCAGUUUGAGGUUUUAGAGCCCCCGCUGGAUGAGGAGAAUGUGUUGCCACUGAACAUCGCGAGGACCCUCGCUGAUAUGGCCACAGAGGUUGAAAACCACUACAUCAGCCUCGGCAACAGACAGAUACAGGGCCAAUGACCUACCAAUGAGAAUAGCUGUUUAUAAGAGUUUGGUAAUCUUAAAGGGUUUUCAGGUGUAUAAUCCAAAGAUCAGGGUAAAGCACAUUUUGACCAAAACCACACAAGCUUGUUGUGGGAAUUCAGAAUUUUUCUUCUUUUCUGAGUCUGUAAGAUCCUGUGGUGCAUUUGUGAUUCUGAACACUGCAGCUAGUUGGCUAAAACUACUUCAGUGCCAUCAUAACUUGUAAUAUCUAUCCCACAGGGUUUGAAUUGUGACCAAUUACAGAUAUCUACCUCCAGUAGCAUACAACAAGGGAAUGGUGACAAGAGUGAUCAAACAAGAAUAUUUUACACUGUGAGGAUUCCUGUUUUUCACAGUGAACGCACACAUUAAUUAUACUAUGCAGUAACAGUUAAAACACAUGGUUUGUAUAUUCUGUAAUUUUGGGUUGCAAACCAGAAUUAUGAGCCUGUAGAGGGCUGCUGUUUGACCUGCAGUUGCCUUUUGUUGCACAGAGUGCAGUGUGGUGAAUUUUCUGUGGAAAAUCGUACACCUGUCUAUAACCUGUCUGCACAGACAGCAGCCAAUGAUGUACAAAAUGCCUCAAGUAGAUCUUAAUUAUUAAAGAGCAACGAGGAACAAUGUUUUAAUGUUAAACUUUAAGACAUAAUUUUAAGCAGAUCAGUUUAUGUUUACAUGUAACAAACAUGUAGAUUUGGUUUUGCUGUGUCUGUACUGAGUUGAUUUACUGUUGCCUGGGCACAAAUACAGUACAUCAAAUUAAAAUAAACAGAUGUUUCUGAGUGAAAUUUUGGAUUGAUGGAUUUGGAUUUAUUGUACUUUGAUGGCAUGUAAAUGACAUGAACCUAUUAAUUUAUGUGCUAGCAGUUUCAUGACACAGGAAGUCCUUUUAUUGCAUAUUUCAAGAAAAAAAAAGUUUUUCUAAUUU